CCCUUACAGACACCCUUUCUAAUAUCCCGCAGUUGUUUUUUUGUAUUAAUUUAUUUGUUUGUUUGUUUUUUUUAUCGAAAUGCGUGCUACGGUGUAGACUCACAUUUUGAUGACAAACCAACCUGCUCGUUUUGAUUUGUUUCUUUUUAAUUCACGAUGGCACGACGAGGACGCAGCGCGUGGCUGCAGCGCCUGAUUGUCCUUAUUGUCUCUUUGGGUCUUACUUUUAAUUUUACUUCGGCACAGCUGCGAUACUCUAUUCCCGAGGAGCUCACAGUGGGUUCUGCUGUUGGGAAUAUCGCGAAGGAUUUAGGGCUGGAUGUCGGUGCAUUGAAUGCGAGAGGAUUUCGCAUCGUUUCUGGAUCCACUGAACCCCUGUUUCAACUCAACAACAAUGGCAUCUUACACGUUAACCGGAAAAUAGACCGAGAAGAGGUGUGCGAACGGACAACUACGUGCAUUAUUAACAUAAAGACAGUGCUGGAGAAUCCUUUAGAGGUGCACUACGUCGGCAUUGAGGUUUUAGAUGUAAAUGAUCACUCUCCCACCUUCUCAGACAACGAGACGCAUUUGGAGAUCUCGGAAUCUGCUUUACCUGGUGCGCGCUUUCAGCUACAAGGCGCCCGCGAUCCAGACAGCGACAUGUUUUCUAUUCAGCUGUAUAAGCUCAGUCAAAAUGACCACUUUCGUUUGGAGGUUAAAGAUAGAGGCGAGGAUGGCAAAAUCCCUGUUUUGUAUUUGCAUAAAGCGCUAGACAAAGAAGCUGCAAGAAGUCAUAGAUUAUUGUUGACAGCUGUUGAUGGAGGAAAGCCUGCCAGAUCAGGAACAAUGGGAAUUAUCGUUAAUGUUUUGGAUGUGAAUGACAAUAUGCCAGUAUUUGUCAGAGACUCAUAUACUGCUGUACUUAAAGAGAAUUCGCCCGUUGGCACAACUAUCAUACAAGUGAAUGCCACCGAUUUAGACGAUGGUUUAAAUGGGGAGGUGGUUUAUUCGUUUGGGAAUAAUGUAAAUCACAAAUUACGUAAACUUUUUGAGGUUGAUGCAAAUACAGGUGAAAUUAUUGUCAAAGGACUCAUAGAUUUUGAAGCAAAAGACAGAUAUGAGCUUGAUAUUAAAGCUUCUGAUAAAGGUUUAGUCCCACUGGAAACAGAAAAAAGUGUUGUAAUAACUAUUGUAGACCUGAAUGACAACUCACCUGAGAUUGAGGUGACAUCCUUUUCUAGUGCAAUUCCAGAAGACGCCAAAUCUGGAACGACAGUCGCAUUGAUAAGUGUAAAUGAUAAUGAUUCAGGAGUAAAUGGAAAGGUCAUAUGUUACAUAAGCGAGGAUGUACCCUUCACUUUAACACCUUCUUUACAAGAAAAUAUGUAUUCAGUAGUGACCAAAUCUUUGCUGGAUAGAGAGCAUCAGUCCAAGUAUGAUGUAACAAUAGUUGCAAAAGAUGCAGGUGAACAAUCCUUGUCAUCUCAGAGAACUAUAAGUGUUACAGUAUCAGAUGUGAACGACAACAGUCCAGAGUUUUUGACAAAUCCGUAUACUUUUUAUGUCACUGAGAAUAAUGUCGCAGGAGCCUCUUUAUUUUCUGUGAGUGCUUAUGAUUGUGAUGACGGUGAUAAUGCUGUCAUAUCAUAUCAUAUUGUAAGAAAUGGUGACGAACACAAAAAGUUGACAUCUUUUCUA
This is a messenger RNA of Stegastes partitus (bicolor damselfish), 1680 nucleotides long. Its product is annotated as protocadherin alpha-8-like. The annotation marks the transcript as partial. NCBI's taxonomy places the organism in Eukaryota, Metazoa, Chordata, Actinopteri, Pomacentridae. The transcript has a single exon. Gene Ontology annotation, molecular function: calcium ion binding. Gene Ontology annotation, cellular component: plasma membrane. The record is from RefSeq and is a predicted model, not a curated record. Gene Ontology annotation, biological process: homophilic cell-cell adhesion.